Molecule: messenger RNA, 974 nt
Organism: Caenorhabditis elegans
Lineage: Eukaryota; Metazoa; Nematoda; Chromadorea; Rhabditida; Rhabditidae
Gene: M04C7.4
Exons: 4
Coding region: 133-507 (124 amino acids)
Source: RefSeq, marked reviewed
AAACUGUCGAAACAAUCAAUUUCCGUGUUCACCAUAACUGGCAAUGGAGCCACCAGAAUCCGUCCAACAGCUGAAGUUCAAGAUGCAACUACAUCAAAAUUUCACACAAAAGGCAUUGAAGCGUUGGUAACAAUGGCUGCCAAGUUAUUCGGAGCCGUGUCUCGAAAGUUGGAACGUCGUCAAUCGACAAGUUCCAGUGAUGACAGUAUUGAAUCAGGAAUGGCUCCAAAUGUUCAUAUGCCCGCAUAUACACAGAGUUCCACAAGGAAAUUGGCAUUUGGAACAGCAGCCACAGAGGAGCACAAACCACUUGACGAUUUCUAUAAUAACUCAACAUUAACAAACAUUUCAAAACUAUUUUGUGCAAUUGUUCUACUCACUGCAUUCUUUCUCGUAAUGUCAAGAAGUAUUCAAUUUGCAUAUGAAGCUCAAGCAGCUGCUCGUGCAUCUUUACCAACAGUAUCUAAUUCAUCUGUUAGCAAUAUGCUCGAUGACCAAGUUAACUAAUUGUUAUAUAUUUUCUCUUUUUUUUGCUGUUGUUUUGAUUUGGUAAGGAAGUGUAGGAGGGACGGGGGAAAAUAAUCGGAAACGUGUCAGAAUGAGUCGCCUAAGAACUUUUAAUAAUCAAACAUGGAAAUUAUGACGAGUUUCCGAUUUGAUAUGUCUAACUUAUCAAGGUCAAAUUUUACUUAGUUCCAAUAACGAUAAGCCAAACUUUUCGAAUUUUCUGUAUUUUCGUUGUAUCGAACGUUCAAAUUGUCAUCCGUCCCUGGUUAUUAUAGUUCCCUGAUCAAUUUAACUAUUUUAAAAUGUUUAUUUUACCAGUUGACGCCCUUGAGAUGUAUCGCCUCUCAACACCAAUUUCCUAAAAGUGUUCAUAUUGAUUAAACGGGUGAAUGCUUUUGUUAGUUAGUUUAUCUCCUUUUCUGCAUUUUUUUAACGAGUAUUUCUUGCUUUUUCUUCUAAAUAACUUU